AUGCUUGAAGGAGGUAGAUUUCAUGAAGGUAGAGAUGAUUUUACGGACUGUGGAGGACUGCAACGAUUCCGAUAUUCUUCGGAAAAAGAAAAAUUUGCUGAUGAUGAUUCAGAUAUGUUAAUGGAGCCAGACGAAAUAGCUCAUGUAUCAGUUAUUCGAUCAGAAAGUCGUCAAGUAUAUCCAUCAAGCACUGAAUAUACUGAUGAUGUAACUUCACAAUAUCCAGCAGAUUCACAUUCUCAAGCCGCACAAAGUUAUUAUCCAUCAUUUUAUCGUGAACAGAAUAAUAGUCCACCACAUGGUCAUUCUCGUCCAUUCACAAAUUCUGAUAAUUCAGGUAGUGGAAAAUUUAGUGUAACACCGAGAGGUUUUGAUCCAGCUAUUUUGGGAUCCGGUGAUUUUGGUGUUAUACGCGGCGGAACAUUUUAUCCAGAAGAUGAAAUACCAUAUCAUGCAAAUGAUGAAGCAAAUGAAUAUAAUCAAUUUUAUGCUGAUAGCUCUAAUAAUAAUGGACAUGGUAGACCACAAUCUGAUGAAUAUGUACAAAAAUAUACAUAUCCGGAAGAGCAAUUUGCAAAUUUUAGAGAUUUUGCUGAUAUCAACACAUCUUCUGAUUAUGCAUCAUCACAUUUUGUUGUAGUUUAUGCUGCUAAAACUCCAUCAUCUUCUCCAUCGACAUCACCAUUAGAAUCAACAUCAUCAUCAUCUUCAAGUCAUCAUUCAAACCCAAAAAAUAUUUUCGAACAGUUAGAACUUUUAGAUAAGGAGAAAGCCGAAGAAGAAGAAUUGCAAAAGAAGAAAAAUCGUUUAAGUAAACAUAAAACGAAAUUAGCCAAUACGAAAUUGGAGAAGAAAUACAAAAAGAAAUUGGGACCUAAAGAUCUAGAUUAUGAACCACUUUUAGCUUUAAGUUAAGGGAAUUUUCAUUAAAUAUUUCGUUUUAUUCUUUUUUUUGUCUUUAUAUUCAUUUGAUAACUGUUGAUUUGGUGAUUUUUCUAAAACGAAAUUGGCAAUUUUGGCAAAAAAAAUAUUUAACUUAUUCAGAAAAUUAAAAAAAUUAAUAUAGUAAAAGAAAAUUUCGUAGAUUUUUUUAGAAAAAUCUUAUUUCAAAGAAAUUAAAUUUCUUAACGGACGCACACUUACUAUAAACGGAAUGUUAAUAAAAAAAAAGAAAUUCUCGAAGAUUUCGUAAUCAAACAAUACCCAAUGCCUUUAAAGCUAGGGUAAUAAUUUGCAAAAGCUACAAACAUAAUUUAAUAUUUUCUUGCUAUUUUUACAUAAAUUUGUUUGAAAGUCCGAAAUAUUAUCUUUAAUUAAAUUUAAAUUAAUUAAAAACAAAAAAAUUUAAUUAACUUUAUAAAUAGCAAUAUAUUUUAAGAAAAUUUGUGCUUGAAUUAAGCUAGAAUCGCUACAAUAUUUCAAGAAAAUAAUAUUCUAUUACUGAUAUGGUAUUUAAUUCGGCGAAUUAUUGCCGAAAGCCUUCAAAACAGUAAUUCAAAAUUUUCAGUGUAUAAUAUAGAAAAAGCAUUAAGUAAGCGAUUUUUUUUUCACAAUUCUUACGAAAUUUUUUUUUGACAGUGUAUUUUUAGCCCUUCAAGUAUUUUGUAAUUUUAAGUGUGAAUGUGAAUUUCCAUGAAAAAUUUCCGAAAAUAUUUCCUUUUUGUUUUUACAGUUUUUUUUGUAUGAAUGUGUAACAAUAUUACCCUAAGUAAUUUUAAAAAAGUAUAAAAUAUUUUUUCCCGUACAUACAUACAUUUAAGAUCUUUAAAAGCACAUUUAAGAACACUUAGAUUUUUACAGAAAAAAUCUUAAAAAGUAAUCUACAUAAAAAUGUGUACGUAAACAGUUAUGUGUAUGAUAAUAACCUAUAGAUUCAUAUAAUUCGACCUUUUAAAAAAUACAUUAUAAACUUAAAACGGAAAAAAUCGUAUAUUUAUAUUCAUUUAUUUUGGAUAUUUCUAAAUUAAAUUAAGUUUUAAUUAUAAAUAAAUUUAGAAACUUUCCAAUUUUAAGGCAUUUUAUCAUAGAAGUUUUCAUAGAAAAAGAUUCUUUAUUUUCAGUAAUUUAAUUUGUUUCAUGUCUUCAUUUUAUUCGGCUAGCUAUCUACAAAUUCAUACUAUAAUUUCUUAAUCGAAUAAGAACUACGUUCAGAGCAAAAAUGCAUUUGCAGUUCUUUCACAGGAAAGUUUAGUAAUCAAAAUUUAAUAAUAAAGUUUCGAAACUUGCAAAAACUAAAAUAAAACAAUCAAAAAAAUCAUCAUAAAUAAAUAAUUAAAAAAUUAUAUUAACUUUUAAAAUUAAAUUUAUUAUAAUUAUAAUAACCCUAAAUUAUUAAUGUAUUGAAGAUAAUAUUCCCAAUAUUUCUUAAUUAAUUACUAUUUCAAAUAAAUUAUUUUCUCUUAACUUAAUUAGAUCAUCAAAAUUUUCAUAAUUUCUAUUCAAUUUCUUCCCAUUCUUUAUGUUAUGUUUCCUUUACAUUUUUACCAAUUAGUUUAAAUCCUACAUAUUGUAAUUAGAUCAUUUAAAUAUAAAUAAAUCAUUGGCAUAUACAUACAUUUAAUAAAUUAAAUAUAAUUAUAUUUUAUAUCAGUAAAUAUUAAAAAAAUUUAGUUUUAAUUAUAUUUUAUAAUAAAA
Molecule: messenger RNA, 2634 nt
Organism: Condylostylus longicornis
Lineage: Eukaryota; Metazoa; Arthropoda; Insecta; Diptera; Dolichopodidae
Exons: 3
Coding region: 1-915 (304 amino acids)
Source: RefSeq, a predicted model, not a curated record